Ramularia collo-cygni is the source of this 249-nucleotide messenger RNA. RefSeq lists its product as uncharacterized. The record is from RefSeq and is a predicted model, not a curated record. The transcript has 2 exons. The coding region runs from base 1 to 249 and encodes 82 amino acids. NCBI's taxonomy places the organism in Eukaryota, Fungi, Ascomycota, Dothideomycetes, Mycosphaerellales, Mycosphaerellaceae.
AUGGCGGAAAACAAAGUCGCGCCUGAUCUCAGCGUCCCUGAAGUUGCUCCAGCGCCGGAACCUACAACCGCUGCUGCUGAUGAGACCGCCGCCCCCAUCGCAACCACUACUACAGCAACCGAACCCGCUGCGGCGAAGCCUGCAGAGCCCGUGGCCCCAAAGAAGCAGAAGACGUCGCCUAUGGAUAUCGUGAAGAAGCUUUUGGCCAAGUUCAAGAAGGAGAAGAAGGCUCAGCCUGUUGCUGCAUGA